AUGCGAGGGGGCACGUUUUACUUUCUCCUGGGGCAGAUCCCUUUCGGCCUGUACCGGGCUAAGUCCCGGGUGAGCACCCUUCGCCAGGUACCGGUGCCCCAGAGACAGGAGCCAGGUUCUCCUGUGGACAGCAUUACGUGCCCCUCGCCUGGCACCACUGUCAACCUGGCAGCGUUUGUGCCCUUACUCUGGGCCUGUGGCCGCUUGGCGCCCCGGCCAGGAUUGAAUCGGCUCCACCGGUCGCACGUGGGUCCGCGGGCGAGGCGGGAGCAGGAGGGCGGGGACGCCCUCCCACAAGGUGGCAAAUCCAGCCUUUUCCCGAACGGGGGAAAGGGGCCACUCCGUGCCCCUCGAACUCGGCGGCGGCCUCGGGGAGCUCGGUUGCUGUCCCCGCACAGCUGGGACCACACUGCGCCCUGGGGAGUGUGCGGGCCGGGAUCUGCGGUGCCUGGAACCCACGGCCGGGGCGUGGGGAAGCGGGGCGGCUGCUGGGCCAACUCCAGCCGCCUGGAGCGCGGGAAAGAUCGCGGGAGGGCCACCGAGACCCAGCCUGGAGAGCACACUCCGCUCCCCGCCCUGGAGCACGCGGUGGCUCCGCGCGGUCGGGCCACUGGGGUCCGGGCGCGGUGCCCACGUCCACGCUCGGGUCCUCGCCAUCCCCACCCGGCCCCAGGCUGGCACCCCACGGACCCCUCUGCUCAGCCUGCGAGCCCCCCUCCCCUCGUGUCCUCCGUCCACUCCCGCCGCCUCCUGCGCACCUCUGGGUCCGGAGCCGAGAAGGACAAGCUCAAGAUCCUGCCCCGUCAGGAAGAGCAAGAAGACUCCACCAAGUAUGCUGUGCUCACCUUCCUGUCCAUUGCCUGCAUGCUGGUGGUUCUCCUGGCUUCUGGCCUUGCUUACUGCCUCCGCCACAACUCCCACUACAAGCUAAAGGAGAAGCUGUCAGGGCUAGGGGGCGACCCCAAUGCAGAUGCCACUGCAGCCUACCAGGAGCUAUGUCGCCAGCGCAUGGCUGUUCGGCCUCCAGACCGCCCUGAAGGCCCACACACAUCCCGCAUCAACAGUGUCUCAUCCCAGUUCAGCGAUGGGCCGAUGCCCAGCCCUUCGGCUCGGAGCAGCACCUCAUCCUGGUCUGAGGAGCCUGUCCAGUCCAACAUGGACAUCUCUACUGGACACAUGAUCCUGGCCUACAUGGAGGACCACUUGAAGAACAAGAACCGACUGGAGAAGGAGUGGGAGGCACUGUGCACCUACCAAGCGGAGCCCAGCAGCUCACUCAUAGCCCAGAGGGAAGAGAACGCAUCCAAGAACCGCUCCCUGGCCGUGCUGACCU
Molecule: messenger RNA, 1333 nt
Organism: Nannospalax galili (Upper Galilee mountains blind mole rat)
Lineage: Eukaryota; Metazoa; Chordata; Mammalia; Rodentia; Spalacidae
Exons: 7
Cellular component (GO): secretory granule
Source: RefSeq, a predicted model, not a curated record